CCUUAUUUUAGCUACCUUCAAUUACCUACCUUCAAUUACCUAUCAUUACCUGCCUAAUAAAACUUUUACCUACUUCCAACCAAACAUACCAGAAUCUGGGUUGAACUGGUUUGGGCGUAUGGCUUCUCGGAUCAUAAUAAGCAUCCCUAACUCAUCAUCUCUAACCAUUUCGUCAAAAUCUCUGAACAGAAAUCCUCUGUUUUGUUCCCCUUUUGGAUCGUUCAGGGAGCGGAAAAGUAAAGUUUCAUUCCCGAUUCGGGGCAUGGGCUCCUCCUCCUCUUCUUCUUCUUCCAAACCGGACAGCGAUCAAGUGGUUAACAAGAAAGAUUUUAAUUCACUUAGUGUUGAAGAGUGGAAGAAGCGGCUAACAGCACAACAAUUUUACGUCACCCGGAAAAAGGGCACCGAGAGGGCUUUCACCGGGGAUUAUUGGAACACCAAAACUCCUGGCACUUACCAUUGCAUUUGUUGCGACACUCCACUAUUCGAAUCGUCUACCAAGUUUGACAGUGGAACGGGGUGGCCCUCGUAUUACCAGCCCAUUGGGAACAAUGUGAAAUCGAAGUUAGACUUAUCGGUCAUUUUCAUGCCUCGCCAGGAGGUUCUGUGUGCAAUCUGUGAUGCUCAUCUUGGUCACGUAUUCGAUGAUGGCCCUGCCCCUACCGGAAAACGUUACUGCAUCAAUAGUGCGGCCUUGAAACUGAAACCAAACUAGAGAAGGAACCAUCAGCAACUAUGGAGAGGAUUGUGUGGUGCAUUUGAAUACUUUUCUCUGUGAUGGUGACUUCAUAUAAAUCAUUAUGUUAUUUCAGUAUAUGUAUGCAAAAUUAACUGUGUUGGUGUAAAAUUCCUAGUAUCUCUAUGAGUCUAUGUUAAAUUCGACUCCUACAUAGGUAUUCCUAAGUGUCUAUUCUUUUAGAACGUGAUUGACUAGAGUU
Molecule: messenger RNA, 938 nt
Organism: Cuscuta campestris
Lineage: Eukaryota; Viridiplantae; Streptophyta; Magnoliopsida; Solanales; Convolvulaceae
Source: the annotation of a GenBank genome assembly